Musca domestica (house fly) is the source of this 792-nucleotide messenger RNA. RefSeq lists its product as uncharacterized. Bases 146 to 781 code for a protein of 211 amino acids. The transcript has 4 exons. Lineage: Eukaryota; Metazoa; Arthropoda; Insecta; Diptera; Muscidae. The record is from RefSeq and is a predicted model, not a curated record.
AGUAGCCUGUCUAUGUUCUUCAUCAACCAAGUGCUAAUUGGUUGGUCAAAACACACAUUCGACAGAACAUAUUUAACUCUUUUGUGGUCAGUUAAAGACUAAAAGCAUUUGGAGAAAACAAUUUAGUUGCAAUUAACCACUCAACAUGUUCAAAGGUAGUAUUUGCAAACAAUUUAUAUUGCUUGCAUAUUUAUUUGUCAUGCUUUGGGUUACGGGAGAUUUCAGAUUGAUGAGGCAGAAACGUUUUCUAAUAUUUCCUCGGCAGGCACCCACAAGACAUCAGUUCAUUGGUGGUAUAGGUAUACCCGCUGAUUUGGCCUAUGAAUCCCUGACAAUUGGCUACGUUCUGAAAGCUAUGUAUUGGCUACCGUUUAAUGAAACACAUUUUCGUGAAAAUCCCUAUUUUCCAGAGUAUAAGGAUGGUUUCUACAAUUUAAAUACCAGUGCAUUUUUAUCACAUCGAAGUCGGCGUUCUACUUUGCGUUGGGAUAUUUAUGAUAUUUUAAGUGAUCGUUUAGAUAGCUAUGGAUACCGAGGUCAAGAGUGUGUAAUGAUGGCAAUAUGUGAAGCAAAUGCCUUGACUUUUGUAAGGCACUAUGAUGUCUUUGGCGAAUUGAUGCAUAUACUCUUCAGUCCAUCUACAUCUCAUGAUUUGGAAGCCGAUUUAAGCCAAAAUUAUAGGGAGGCAGAAAAAGUUGGAUCUUCAAGUGGUGAUUGUACAAUAUACGAUUGCAAUUUUUCAAUAAUGGAAUUAAUUUCGAAAACUUUCAAAAUAAAUUGAAAUAUUUGUAU